UAUUAUUCCAUCUCAACGACAUAAGCGGUCAUUUACCUGACAUGACCUAAUUAAUUAAUUUGUCAAUUCACGCUUAAUAAGGUAUAUUUAAAAGGUGAAAUUGACAUCCAUUUCGACGAGAUUACCUGUCCACCCUAAUUUCAGGUGUGCAAUAGACUCGCUCACGUUUUCGUGAGAAUAACAACAAUUCAAAAUGGCGAACGGACCUCCGAAAUACAAAAUCAGCCCUGGAAUGCGCCUUUACUGGUGCGGGCUGAUUUCAUCAAUCGCCGCUUUCUUCUUUAUGUUCCUGGGGUUCUGUAGCCCCUAUUGGUACCAGUCAUGGCGCCGAGUUCACAGUUCUCUGGCCAAUGUUGGUCUCUGGCAUAUUUGUCUUUCCGGUUACAUUAAACCAAGGGAUCCAUCUCUACAGAGCUAUGUUGGUUGUUGGUGGAUUCACUCCAGUUUCUUCAGCGAUGUUGACAAUUUCAUCAUGCCACCCUGGUUUCGUGCUUGCCAAGCGUUAGUAUGUUUCACCUUGAUCUGUAACCUGGCGUCCCUGAUUCUGUGUGUGAGUUACAUUGUCGGGAAGUGGAGGAAACGCAUCUACCAUGGACGAUACGUUCUCAUACACAUGAUUAACUCAGUUGUUCUGUUCGCUGCAGCAUUCCUGGUGUUAAUUGUGUCGCUUGUGUUUGCUGAGAUGUCACGCCAGGAGAACUACUUUCCCCGGCCAUGGAUGAACUAUCUUUCAUGGUCUUUUGGAUUCAACGUCCUGUCUGGGUUUUUCAGCGCGUUUGCGGGCAUUUGCUUCUUCAUUAUGGCCAUGAUCUUGAAGGAGAAGUUAUUCAGAGAUGAUGACCGUAUAGAGAAGGAGCUGAAGACACCCAGCAGGGGCACUGAAUCGGUUGUCACCGCGCCACUCUCUGUGGCAGCAACUGAUAAAAGCAAGGCGGAGUCUUUCGUGUAGUCUACAGUGUGGACUUUUUCUCUGUACAAAAAACCUUUUAAUGUGUUAUUCUAUUACAAUGUGUAAUUGACAGAAGUAUAUGUUGUUCAUCAUAGUGACAAAAUAUUCUGAUUUCCAUCUGUAAUGAUUUGGGUUUUUUUGGUUAAGAAUUUAGUGACAAACUUCUUUAAGCAGAAUGAUCUAUACCUUCGAAUGACCUUUUUUUAAGUUCUCUUUUUAGCUGUCUACCAGAAUGGUGGUGUAGUUAAAUAUCAUACACUAAAUCUAUAUGGAACACUUGCAAAGGACUUAGCUGGAAAUAAUUUAGCAAAAGGAUGUGUUGAAAUUUAUGUCCCAUGUUGUUUUGUUUCUUUCAAACCUUCUAAAUUGGUUUAAUUGUUAGAUCUAACAUGAUUUAAAUCAAUGUUUUCAAAAUUGGUUUUUGUUGUUAUAUGAAAAUAAUUAAAGGCGUUUUGGAAUUUGGUCAAUUAGUAAGACAAUUUAAAAGAUAAGUUACAAAAUGCUGUUACUGGUUGUAAACAUACAUGUAUCAUACAUGUAGUAUAUAUAUAUAUGCUCCAUUCAUUGUUUUUCUGGAUUAUACUAGAGGCCGUAAUUUAAGACUUAAAUUAAAGGAGGACCCUAGCAUUGAUAUUUCAUUAAAUGGAUCUGUUAAUUCUAUAAAUUUAAAAAGGGUUUUAUGUAGAUGACAGUUUUAAUUAACCCAAGUGCUUUUGUGACCGUAUGUAAGCUUUUUGAACCAUUAAUGUAUACCUGUGCAAUCUCAUUUUGUCAUCAAUUAUAAUAAUGUUAAAGGGGAGAUAAAAACAAAGGGGAGUUUUCAUUGUUAUAAUUAUUAUGCUAGCAUAAAAAGAAACUGCAUUAUACUGAAAUCUCUGUAAAAUAAUGUCAAGUUGUUUCAUGAUGAUAUGAUGUUUACUUUGAUUAUAUAACAAAUCUAAAAAAAAUGUUACUGUAGAAUGGAGACAUAUUUCCUCAAAAGAUAUGACAAUUUUCAGAAUUAACUUUAAAAAAGGCCAUUUUUGUGGUUAUCUAAGAUUGGGUAUAUUCUUGCAUGCACAGUUUCUUGACAUUCUCCUAAUAUAUUUUCAAAAAAACAUAUGGCUCUCUUUUGUCUUUGCACAAUAGAGCUUGAAAUGUAUUAUAGUGUUAUUACUAGAAUUGAAAGGGACAUUACCAUCUCUUUCAUAUGUUCAUGAAAUAUGAUGCUUUACUUUUAAUCAGCUUCAGUUGUGUGAAAAUGUUUGCAAUAUUUUUAGGCACGCAAUUCGAACAUGAUGGAAAUGUUGGAAACAGCUCCAGCAUAUUUUUUGUGAAGCUGUCUAAACGUCAUGUAAGCAUUCCAUUGCUUUGACAAUACAAACAUUAGUUUUCGUCUGAUGGUUUUAUUUUGUAUUUCUGUACUGAGGUCAAUUUGUAUAUAAACAUAUUUUAAGUUGUAAAUAUAUAAGAUUGAUUUUGACAAAGUCAAUUUAUUUUUGUAGAUAUAUCAAAUUUUCAUUACAUGUAUAUAAUCACUUUUAUCUAGAAUAUCAGUGCUAUGAUAGUAUAUAAGGGCAGAGAAAAUAUGUAAUAGAUUCUCAUCCCCAGCCAACCCCUGUCCAAGCACACCAACAAAACCCUUCUUGUACAUAUUUGGAAUUGGCCAUUCUAAGCAAAAUUUAAAUAUAAAAAAUAACCUUCCCUAUUUUUAGCUCUUCGAAAAAAAUGUGAGGUAUUGCAUACCCCUUGCCCUGGCUAUUACUUAACAAAGCAUUGAAUAUAUAUAUACAAUUGAAACUUGGUUCCCAUGUUGCUACACUUGUUGCCAGAGACAUUACGCACAAUUUUAAUAGCAUCACCCAUCACUAUGGUUUAAAUGAUUGUGGAGUUCUGUCCCUUGCUCAAUUAAAAUAUAAUUAACUGACUAAUUGUGGUACUGUGGGGCUCAAGUUUAAAAUAUUGCAUCAUGAGAAUCUGAACUUUUUCUCUGUCCUUCAAAUCUUACAUUCCAUUUCAUUUUACACAAACUACCACUUGUUGCUUUAAGAAGUUUUAAAUAUUAGCAUACAAAGAUUCAAAUGUUAAGAAAGCAAGUCAAGGUAAUGGUAGCACAGUUCCUUAUAUCAUGUACAUGAACUGUUUGGCAAAUGUAUGUUGAUUCCUUGUCUUGUAGUUGGAAUGAUAAAGAAAAACGAUUUGAAUCUUAUAACAUAUUAAGAUUUCAUUUUUGUUGAAGGGAACAAGCACAUAAAAUAUGCUGCAAUUUUGAUUGCUUGCACACUGUAAAUAUUUCUUUUUAUACCAUAAAUAUUAUAUGAAUAAAUAAUAUCAAAGUA
Molecule: messenger RNA, 3267 nt
Organism: Mya arenaria
Lineage: Eukaryota; Metazoa; Mollusca; Bivalvia; Myida; Myidae
Exons: 5
Coding region: 194-949 (251 amino acids)
Cellular component (GO): membrane
Source: RefSeq, a predicted model, not a curated record